AUGAGGUUGAGGCUUUGGAAAUGGUACCAGAACUGCCUGGCUUAUCAUCCGGUGAAGACUCAGGUGAUAAGCUCCGGCUUUCUUUGGGGCGUCGGCGACGUUGCCGCUCAAUACAUUACCCACUCCGCUAAAUCCCGCCUUCAAAUUUCUGAUGCGGAUGCAGAUUUUAGAAUCAAUUGGAAACGUGUGGCCAUCACAAGCACGUUCGGCUUCGGCUUUGUCGGACCGGUUGGCCAUUUCUGGUAUGAAGGCUUGGACAGGUUUAUAAGGCUUAAGCUUCACCAACAGCCGAAGUCAUUGCAGUUUGUGGCGACCAAAGUGGCAGCGGAUGGCAUUAUCUUCGGUCCUCUUGAUCUGUUAGUCUUUUUCACGUACAUGGGAUUUUCCAUGGGAAAGAAUGUUCAGCAAGUGAAGGAAGAUGUGAAGAGGGAUUUUCUCCCAGCCUUGAUAUUAGAAGGUGGCGUGUGGCCGAUUGUUCAGGUUGUGAAUUUCCGAUAUGUUCCGGUCAGGUAUCAGCUCCUAUACGUCAACAUCUUCUGCCUGUUGGACAGUGCUUUUCUUUCAUGGCUUGAGCAGCAAAAGGACGCUGCUUGGAAGCAAUGGUUCACGUCUUUCGACUCUUUGAAGGAACGAGGUGGUCAGGGCAGAUUGUAAUUUUUCUCUCUCUGCUCUCCCAUUCUCACCUUUUUCUUCAGUGUAUCACACCAAAAAGUUUGUAAGAGGAAUAUUUGUUUGAGGGCACAGGAAUCAUGAUCCCUCAGAAAACUACCAACUUCAAAUUUUGAAGUCGGCAUUGCGGGAACGAUAAAAAUCGUUUCUUUUUUCCUUUUGUUUUCCUUUUCAAGACCUGUAAACAGACUCCUGUCCAAUACAAUGAGAAACAUAGGGCAAAAUCCUUUCAAUUUUGCAGAAAA
Messenger RNA from Morus notabilis, 914 nucleotides. RefSeq names its product PXMP2/4 family protein 2. The record is from RefSeq and is a predicted model, not a curated record. Gene Ontology annotation, cellular component: membrane; cytoplasm. The transcript has 3 exons. The coding region runs from base 1 to 654 and encodes 217 amino acids. NCBI's taxonomy places the organism in Eukaryota, Viridiplantae, Streptophyta, Magnoliopsida, Rosales, Moraceae.